AUGAACGAACGCAGCCGUGACACUGCACCUUUAAGUGUGGUCAAUUUCUGUGGCGUGGGACACCAUGAAGAUAUAAGGUUUAUAAGAUUUUUAUAUUUAGAGGUGAUUCCCGAGCUGACAUGGAUACCAGAAAAUAUUUGGACGGCUAGACUAAUUUACCAUCUAGUGUGUCAAUUUACCAUCUCUGAUCAAAACGUUACAUUUGAUCAGAGCAGUUUUGAUGGGCGAUCACUCUCCACGUCAUCGACGAUGAGGUUUGAACGUUACUGAUACUUAUUUACUUACUUACUUACUUACUUACUUACUUACUUACUUACUUACUUACUUACUUACUUACUUACUUACUUACUUACGUACUUACCUACCUACUCACUUUACCAUCUGUUAUUGAAACGAGAAUCCUUAAUGCUUUAAUAGAAAAUUCAUCGCGACUCACGAAUCGGAAUGAAGACUACGAAUCGCUCUGAAGCAAUCGAAACUAAGGCCAUGUCCCCACACACGAUAUCCAGACAUUUUUGAAACCGCAUAUUUUUAAUCCGGAUUAAACGGUGCCUAUUGAAAACGCUCUGGAGAGCUGUUUCCAAACAAGGCAGUUUCGAUGACCGGACUCACUGGUUUGGUGUAGACGGAUCGAGUGCCGAUUCGUCUAAAAAUAGUAUGUGGUUUCAAAAAUAUCCGGAUUCGUGUGGGCUGAUGUAGCCUUAUUUAAUCAUUCAGCGCAGAAAGAAUUGUUAUUUUGUCUUUAUGUUUGCAGAUGUUCACUUGGAAAAUGUUUACUGCCAAAUUACUCCAGGUAUUGUUGAUCCUGCAAGGCUCAACAAACGUUUUUGGAAAACCGGGUUUGACUGAUAUAGCCUUAACAGGAUUUCAGCGAGCCAAGUGUCAGGUAAACAUUUUCAGCGAAAAACUAUUGGAUGUAUUAUAGUAUAAAUGUUACGAAUGCGAAAUUUGCUUAAAUCUUGUUCCUGUUUUCAUAUCCUUCCCGGGAGGGGUGGGGGGUGGGGGGCGGGGGCGUACUGGCAUGGGGUACUGCCAUAUAUGAUACAUGGAAUAUACAGGUAUGUGUUGCUGUAAAGGAAGCUAAUCAAUAGGUUAAAGAUUUAUGUCUAGACGGGGAAAACCAGUAAUUUCAAGAAAAUAAGGAGAGAUUCUGGAAGUUUAGGUCUGGUUUAGAGUAGCAAAAUUCAGCCGAACUUCAAUCCUCGUCAAAACCUUUUAAGACCGUCAGCUUAGUCUUCUACACGGAUGUGUGUAUUUUUAACUGAUCCCCCUCUCCCCUAGACAGUUUUGGGUGUCACAAUUCAAAAUCUGGGAAUGAUUAUAGGAUUAGACUUCAACUUUGUUCGGUUGGGGGGAGGGGCGUGAAACCAAGAAAAAGCAGUAUUUGUUUAUAUGCUGUGGUGACCCUGUCACGUAUAUGUAUGUUACUAUUAUUAUUAUAAUUUUUUUGGCGAAGCUUAAUAGAGAGAGAAAGAAAUGAAUUUACAACUAAGAAUUGCCGGUUACUCGGAAAUACCUAACCAAAAAGAGAGAAAAAGGAAGAGUACUAAACCCUUUUGGCCAGGAUUGUGGGUCUGGUAUAGGCUAACGGUUCUGGGGUCUGAGCGGCACAUCCCCACUCAAAAAUUCCUAAAGUACCUCCCCUGGUAUCUUUCCCUCAGCAACUGAGAAGCUCCAGUGCGAAUGUGCAGUUCCCACUGUACUGCAAACCAGGCAGUUUGACAGUGCGAUAUCUCAAUGUGGGCGGAGGAUUGUUCAAGACCAGUGGUUUCUCCUACCAUGGCGACGUGCUGCGGACCUUUGAUGUCCAGUUUCAAACAGAACAAGAUGGAAAUGGAGAUAUUGUGGCCAAGUUUAAUGGCGCAGUACUCAAAUGUGAUGGAUUGGCUGCACGCAAAAUAAAGACAUGUACAAUACCGAGAAAUUUGCGCCCCUGGUCGGGGAGCAUAAUAGUGAAGAUAGGAAUUAGCCAUCCGGGCACCAGAUUCCAGAUGGCUGGCACACCAGGUAAAAUUGCACCAGUUAUAAAACUCUUAACUGAGAACGUUUAUCAACGUAAAAAUUACUAGAGAACCUGUAAAACCGGUUAAACACCCAAAAAAUAGCACACCUUAUCUUAAUGAGAUUUCUCCGCAUAAAGACAAAAGGCUAUGACGUCAUCGGCGUCAGUGUAAUUUCCCUUCCAAAGAGAAGGUUGAUUCGGUCUCUAUACUAUACUUCUUACCAUCACAUUUAGAGCUAUCCAUGGUCAUGCAACGAUUUACAUCUCUCCAGCAUACACUCCACCGGCAUUUUAAAAUAACGAAACUUUGAAAAAUUAAUUCAUUAAUUAGCAAUUAAUGAAUUCGGCUUUCGUAGGAUAUGAAUAAUUAAGCAGAUCGAGGAGGGUGUUAUCCACGGAGGCCGAAGGCCAAGAUGGAUAACACCCUCCAAGAUCUGCUUAAUUAUUCAUAUCCUACGAAAGCCGAAUUCAUUAAUUGCUUGAUUAUUCAUUCAAAAUAAUUCCUACAAUAGCAUAAAAACAUAGCUAAAACAUGCUUACCUGUAUCGAUGUUAAGUUUAUCUACGAUAGUGUACGUUUAGGUUUGUCCAGCUCCGCAAAUAUUCUCCAAAUAGCAGAUGUCGCCCUCCGAGUUGUCUNAAAGAGAAGGUUGAUUCGGUCUCUAUACUAUACUUCUUACCAUCACAUUUAGAGCUAUCCAUGGUCAUGCAACGAUUUACAUCUCUCCAGCAUACACUCCACCGGCAUUUUAAAAUAACGAAACUUUGAAAAAUUAAUUCAUUAAUUAGCAAUUAAUGAAUUCGGCUUUCGUAGGAUAUGAAUAAUUAAGCAGAUCGAGGAGGGUGUUAUCCACGGAGGCCGAAGGCCAAGAUGGAUAACACCCUCCAAGAUCUGCUUAAUUAUUCAUAUCCUACGAAAGCCGAAUUCAUUAAUUGCUUGAUUAUUCAUUCAAAAUAAUUCCUACAAUAGCAUAAAAACAUAGCUAAAACAUGCUUACCUGUAUCGAUGUUAAGUUUAUCUACGAUAGUGUACGUUUAGGUUUGUCCAGCUCCGCAAAUAUUCUCCAAAUAGCAGAUGUCGCCCUCCGAGUUGUCUUCUUGCUGUUUUUACUAUGUUUUUAGCAAUUAUUUCGCCUAGUUCCAGCUGUAGUUCUUACUCUUGAAACGAGUGAAGUGUCCGACAUCUUAGUUUUCACAACAAAAACAACUCAACCUCGUCCCCAGGUCUUCUCGGUUAACGGUGCAUUAACCUGUAGAAGGCUGCAGUUUUUACGUCAUUUCCUUGUUAAACACAAAAUUCUUCCAAAUUUGGUCAUCAGUAACUGGUUAUGGUGAAUUACUCGUGUGCUUUUAGCCAAUCAGAAUUGAGGAAAUAUUUUGAAUGAAUAAUAACACUUAUUAAUGCUUCUCACUUAUAUCUCAUAUUUUUAUUUAUACAACAGUUUGUUGGAGAACUGGUUUCACAGGAUAUAACUGUAACCAAGGUAAGGCUGGUAAAUUGCUAAGGUGUCAGUUCUGGAAUAUGUCAGUACACGGUAGGUCACGUGGGUUGCUCAUCUGCCUCGCAGCUUGACUCCACUCUCUGACGCGGAGAUUCUGAGUGAGAGCUUUUGAAGGAGCAAUGACGCAUGAUACGGGGUGUGUUAAGCUACAUUUAAACGGUCGAAUUUUCGACCGGUUGAAACAUUUGACCAGACACUUUUUUUACACAAAACCGUUCAAUAUUUUUGCGCUGUCGAACCGUAAUAUUUCCAAGUGAAGCGUGUAAUAGCACGACUCGUAAAUCCAUUCUCACAAUAUCUGUUUGCAAUUGUCCUCUCUUUUUCCAACUGAGAAACCACGCAUACAUGCAACCACGGUGUCCACACCUUGCCGUUCACAUUUUCGACCGUAUCGGUCAAAAAUUUGACCUCGAUUUUAGCGUUCAAAUUUUUGAACGGCUAGGAGUUCAAAUUUUCGUGCGGUUAGCGUGAUUCCGUGUAAACGGAACACCUUACCGUAACACUUUUCGAAUUCUCUUAAGGCGGGAAGAACAACAUCCCGUGGAGGAAUAGAGCGAUUUUCGUAUGACCUUGAAAAAUGGUUUCGGUAAGUGUUCGUUAUUUGUUUUAUCACCCAGUGCAUGAAAGAUCAAGCAUAGACUCCUCGUUUUCCUGCCAAAGAAAAUCUCAGUAUGAAGAAGGCAUUGUUCGAUUGGCCAAUCGUGUUGCGAUAUGACGUCAAAGCGAAGUAUCGAUUGAUUUCUAGAAAGUUCUUCGGGCAUGAAGUUUUUUCAGCCAAGCGUUUGCUUAACCAACGAAAACCCACGCGCGUUUGUAUCCGUUCGACAAACGAAUCAAAUCGCUCUAUUUUCGCUGUUUUGUUCGCGCGUUUUCACUUCAAAGUCAUACGAAAAAUUGCUGUAUCAAAUAAUAUAUUUUGUAAACCAGUUUAAUGUUUACUUUUCUCCUAGCCUUAGACUUUACCAUUUCCAGGAUUCAGGUAUAUGAAAGGGUAGGGAAUUUUGUCAUUUUGGUCGGUAAAAUGGCACAAAAGGGCUAACAGAUGCGUUUUAUACCGGGGCUGUGAAAAAGUCGAGAUAACGUUCUGGUUUUGUAAUUUAAUCAUAUUUUGAAGAAAGGGCAAUUACAGCAGUUACAGCGAUGCUCCGUCACGUGUGACCAGUAAACUGAACACGUGAUCCGAGUCUUCCAAUAAACGCGCUUCUUUGAGUAGCGUAGCGAAGAUCACAUUAAAAUUUCGGAGAUUUCGUUGAAAUGUAGAAUUCCAGGAAAAGAUCUUCAAAUUAGAGAUGGAAAGUUCGAUACUUGUGGAAAUACUGAAGAAAUAGCGACGUAUGUAACCUCUGGUUUAUCGAGUAUUUAUUUAUUUAUUAUGCGGAGCUUGACCUUUAUUCCUUGUUUACAGUCGAUAAAGCCGGUAAGUUUCUCCCAUCGCACACGCCAUCGUUCAACAACCUUUCGCGUAUUUCCCUUCCAAACAUGCUAGGUUUCAUCAAUUUGAACAAUUCUAUGGAUUCUAGAACGUUGUCUGAAAGUUUAGAAGGAUUUCUCCGUUCUCCUCGACGAAGGGGAAAAUAUGUGCCGUACACACGAAUGAUGCAACACACUCCGCCAUAAGUCAACGUCAAAUUUCGGAAAAAUCACUUUUCGGAAGACGACUUGAGAUCUAGAACUUUCGGAACAUUUGUUGUAAAAUUUCUUGCUUGCCUGCCUCUCCUAGGAUUUUCGAACAUCUAAAAAAUGGUAUGAUUGCCCAUUUUUAACGGAUUUUUACCCUAAAAACGUCACCUAGAAUUUUCGGGAGCCUUUUUUCUGGCUGAAAUUUUCGAAAAGGUAAGUUUUAAUCCCUAUAAUUUUCGGAUCACUAGACUUUCAGCUAGGAAAUCCGAACAGAUGAAAAAUUUUGGUGGAUAAAAAUAUGCCUAUAUCCGGCGUUUAAAUACUAAAAUACGUUUAGCAAUACUAUGUUUAAGUUGUUUUGAACUAUUUUCUCGUUGCGUGCCCCUGAUAAGUAACACGAACUGUUGGUGAGAUUUCCCUCGGCCCCUCUCCGCUCAAAUACAAAUCAACUAUCUGUCUUCUGAUUUCCGUACUGAGAGGUUUACCUGGCCUGAAUUCUCGAUCUAAAGCGUUAUAAUCAAUAGGUCUGAGAAUUGUGAAAGUUCGUUAAAUCCUCAAAUCUUUCUACGGAUUUUGUAAAUUUCGUUUUGAAUUUCCCAGAUCACACCAAAACACCUAAAUAUGGUAAACGAAACUUGAAACGUUGUCUGAAUUGUCGGAAUUUACUGGUCACGCGCGACGGAGCAUUGCUGUAAGAGGGAUGUAAAGUUCUGAACUAGGUAUGUGAAAGAGGUACCAUUUGCCCAUAAAAGGUAUACUAAAGGGGAACCUUUUUUUUAUCAAAAAUGGUAUAUUUAAAGGGUAAGGGGCUGGAUUUUGGGGCGGAGGCUUCCCUAUAAAAAAAAAAUUGGCUGAGUAUACCCCCCCUCCCCCCCGGUUCCAAGUUGGCACGUUACUGAAACGGCUGGAAUUUCUGAGUACUACCGAAAUAGGUAGACUGUUUUUUCGUAGAGUUGCCGUUAGUGACAAAGGUGAUCAUUUUUGGUCACGUGUCUAUAGAGAUAGUAUCUCCAAAGCCAAACGCACGUGAUAAUAUUCCUUCGCAUUUUUUGCUCGCGCUUUGGCUGUCUAUCGUCGUUUAUCCGCUUUCGUUUAGUAUUAAAUACAACAUGAUCCAGCUAAAAGUGUUCUAUAAUAUUUCUUUUCCGGAAGAUCGAUGCGAACUAAUUACAGUGGACGAAAAUGAGAUGUCUAUCUUCGAUGAUCUCAUGCGAAUCGUAAGGAAUAAAUUAUAGAGUGUUUACCACGGAUAUAAGACCUUCCUUGUUUGUUUAUGGAAAAGCCCGCCAUCGUUUAAUUCUCAGGAAUGUGAAGGAAUGCGAUCACGUGCGCUUACAUUUGAGGCGUCAGGGAUAAAUCACGUGCGCUUAGUUCAAAUAUGUUUCUCUGCAGAGGCGACUGUUUCGCGCGUCUGCGAAAAAACAGUCUACCUGUUUCGGUAGUAACUUAGCCUCAUUAGGUUAUGGGCUCCUGCCCCGACCCCGCAUUUUACUGACACCCCCCCAGGAAGCAUCCUCGGAGACCCAAGGGCAGAUAGUGGGGGUGAAGGAAAGUCUAAACGGGCGGAAAAAUAAGGCACGAAGAAAAGUAAAGAACGGCGAGAAGAGCCCCUGGGGACAAUGUCUUACCAGACCAGUUCCAAACGGUCGCCGCCGUUCUGGCUUCUGAUUGGUGCCAGAAAAACACAAGUUUUCUGGCACCAAUCAGAAGCCAGAACGGCGGCGACCGUUUGGAACUGGUCAGGUAAGACAUUGUCCCCAGGGGCUCUUCUCGCCGUUCUUUACUUUUCUUUUGUGCCAUAUUUCCCCCACUGUUUAGACUUUCCCUCGCCCCCACUAUCUGCCCCUGGGUCUCCGAGGAUGCCCAGGAAGGGACUGAUCACAAAAAAAACUUGAUAAAUUAGAGUGUACACUAGUCACCAUGACGACAGCUUUCAAAAUGUGAACUAUCCCACUUCACUUAAAUCAAUGUACUGCACUUGUGGGAAUUCAACACACAAUAAGGCAAUGAUAAGUUAGUCAUGAUUUUCUUUAUACAUUAUCUACGUAGCUGGUUGAAAUAACGACUGCAGCAGACUCCGAGGCAGGAUAAAAGAAAAAUGUUUUAUUUGUUGUUUAAUUAUUAAUCAACCCCAGCCCAACCUCCGUUCAGGGGACACCUCUAUUCAGGUGACUCCCUCGGGACCAAGGAAAGUUCAGUUCAAGAAGCCUUGACGAAUAUGCAAUUAUUUUUUAAAAUCUCAAAGAAGCAUUGAAGCCUUAAUUGAACUAGCUCGAAAGAAUGUGAAAUUGAAGAGUCAUGACAAAAGAUUUUUUCUGUAUUACCUGUACACCUGUCUAAAUUUUGACCAAUCUGAGACAUUUGUCGUCAUAAUCAAAUUUUCUUCGAUAGGUUUCCAAUUUCCAUAGCAAUAGAGGCUCCACUGCGCGCGUUUCGCUGUGAUUGAAUAAGGCCUUAAGGCCCUUAAUUAGUGCACUGUUUACACUUCUGAUUUUCGGUACCGGGACCACACGAAGCACGUGGUGCGAAACAAAUAUGCCUUAACGAAACGCUUUAGAACAUCUAUAGGGGUCCAAACUUAUCAUGUUUUCAAGGUUUUGGGACUACAGACGCCUAUGGUACCAAAACCAUGUCGGGCUUGGACCCAACCAAACCAGCCCUACUCGAACUGAAAGAAAUUUCUUCUUUUUGCACAUGUAGAUAUUGACGAGUGUGCAACCAGCACCCACUCAUGUCACAUGAACGCUAUUUGUAGAAAUACCUGGGGAUCCUAUCUCUGUGCCUGCAAAACUGGCUACUCAGGAAAUGGAAGAAGUUGUUCUGGUGACUACAUGUUUAUUUUUCUUACAUUACAUUGCAUGACUUUAUUUUACCUCAAAUUUACAGAGUAGCUCAAAAGCUAAUACCUUCGAGGAAAUAAUAAAUAAUAAAAUAACAUUACUAAGUAUUAAUUAUCUGAUGUUAAGUAUCAUGUUUCAUAUAAUGAAAAAUAUCUAUUAAUGCUAAGUGCUAACAUGGUUGAAAGAAAAUGGUUCGUAUUAGGCUUUCUUUGUUUGAUAACGAUUGAAGUAUUUUCAUAGUUAGCCUUUAUAGGUUACUAGCCACUUGAACAGUAGCACGUUCCAUAAAUGGGCUCCUGCAUGUUCUCAAAAAGUGAGCGCAUUUGGACGUGCCUACGACUAGCUCCAAUAUGUGCUCUUCCAAAUGUGCCAAUAGAUACAAAUUCGAAGAGCGAAACAGACUGUAAGCAGCCUAUCAUUGUCUUCAUUAAGCAUUGUUCUUUGUUUUAGAUAUUAACGAAUGCGUUGUACAUAAAGACAAGGUUCUGUGUGCGUGGAAGGACGGAUGUGUUAACACUCACGGUGGUUACAAAUGCAAGUGCCCAUCGGGAUACAAGGUCUCCUCACAGGACUUUCGUCUUUGUGAAAAAGGUAUUGGAGUGAUUAUAUAUCAUCGCUCUUUCCCUUCGAUAAAAAAAAUUUAUAAUGAAGAAGCUGACUUUUAAGAAGCUGAAUUGCGGUAGAAUUGAACCAUGCAUUACCUGACCGACUUGAUAAUAUCAGCUAACCAUUUCUGUGUGGUAAAACAUAAGGGGUAAAUUAUUCAGCUACUUGUAUUUUAUUAUUUCUGCAGAUAUUCCACAGAUGUUAAGCCGUUCCAGCAAUGUCACAGUUUUGUUUUUACAGACUGCAACAUUACCUUGUCGCUACAGUGCCUCUGGCCCAGUCACUGUCAGUUGGCGAAUAAACAACAGGAUUAUAGCCGUAAAAAGAACAGAUGGUAAGUCAAGCCUGAUCGACAUGAAAUACCCCUUAAGUUUUCAUGCUAACUUCAGAAUAUAUACAUACAAUCAACUGUGUCUUCAUUCAUUAGUUCAUUAGACUUUCUACCGCUAAGCAAGACAUGUUUUCGUAUCAUAAAUUUUUAGUAACUUACCUUAAUGCAAUUUGUGUUUUAGUUUUAGUUUUUUAACGUGCCUUAGUUUUUAAAACAUGUAAAGAUAAUUUUUAACGUAGUGUAUUUUUUUGUCGUAUGGCCCUUAGGUAUAAUAAUAGCCUUCGGCUGAAUGGAAGGACCAUCUACUUUUCUUGUCUUCCCUUUCCUGGUUUGACUCUACUUUACUUUGCUUUAUACUUUACUUCGCUUCACUUCGCUUCACUUCACUUCUCUUCACUUUACUUUUCUUUACUUUACUUUACCUCACUUUACUUGACUCUACUUUACUUUAUACUUCACUUCACUUCUUUUUACUUUCCUUUCCUUUCCUUUAUUUUACUUUACUUAGUUAGAUAACUUUACUUUAUUCUACUUUUCUUACUUACUCAGUUUACUUUACUUACUCUCACUCUCUUUCUUUUCUUUACUUCUUUUUACUUUACUCUACUUUACCUUACUUUACUACUUUUUACUUUACUUUACUUUACUUUUAAAUGAACGGAUUGGAGGAGACGGGCUAGGGGAUUGCGAGGCUUUGAUUCAGAAAGUGUUGACUUCCGCUCAUUAAUAGGUUCCAAGCAGACCAUUAACCGGCGUCUGACACUUGGCGACAGUGGAGACUUGAUGAUCCAUAACACUACGUUCGGAGACGCAGGAAGAUUUAUGUGUAUCGUACAAAACGUGCGCUUUUUCUCUGGGAUCAUACACAACUUGAGGAUCGAGUGUAAGUUUUAUUUCUAAAUUCGCAAGGCUUGGAGACGAGUGGCCCGUAAAUGUUAAGGGACUUGUCAGAAAUUAGCAGGGGGAGAGGGGGGUGGGAAUUUUAAAUUUGGAUUCGGAAAUGAGGUGACCCAUCCCUGCAAUGGGAGUGAAAUUUUCUAACCCUCCCCUUGACCUGGCCUAAAAUAUCAUGACCCUCCCCCUCUUGCAUAAAUGAUAAAAUCUCGUUCUUGCAAUACACUUAGGUGAGUCAGUAUUAUGAAAGCUCAAAAUACAUUUCUAGUCUGUUCUUUGUAAUGCCAUAUACAUACAUUUUAGAUGACAGCAUGAAGCUGAGUCCUACUCUGAUUCUGUCAGCUUAUCACUCGACUCUCCUAUUUCUCCCAGUUUUUUUUUACAAAAUAAAGAACUCCUUUUUUCUUUUGUGGGUGAACCUCUACAUGAUCACGGACACAUAUUUGCAUGACCGUUCCCCUUUUAACGGCCCAUUUUUCAUGACCCCUCCUGUUUCUGCAGUCUCGAAAAGUUGUGACCCUCCCUCUGUUUCCACCUCCCCUACCCACUGCUAAUUUCUGACAAGUCCAUAAGGAUGAAAGAGCGGGAACUGGAAUAAACUGUGUUACUUGAGAGGGCGACUUUCAACAGCGGCUCGAAAAUUGAAAACUGAGAUAUACUCCCGCCAACUCCUUUUAUUCAAAUUUACAAUAAAGGAAACGGCACGAGAAGUCGCUUGCAGCGCUCAUUGUAAGCGGGAGAAAUGGGACUUUCAAUUUGCAUCUGCGCCGUAGAAGUACGUUCGGCCUUACUGGAGAAUCAUGUUUUGCCGCAGGUAGAGACGUUUAGUCGGGCACUCCGCCAAAAGAAGGAGAUCAUGAAGUCAAUGUAUUUAACCACUAUUAGAGAACGGAUGAGGCCGGUCAUGUGUGCAGAUCGUUUUAUAUCACCAACAGACCCUCCUAAAAACUCUUGUACGAGUUACUGAGUAUUAAAUGCUUAGGUUUCUUGUUUGAAGCUUCUAGUAUGUUAAAAUCUUCAAGACUUCAAGAGAAAAUAAUCUAUCAAAAAAUUAAUUUUGAUCGUCCGGGUGAACGUUGUCCUGAAUAGGACUGUUGUUGUUGACAGUGACUGACGUUUCGACAACCUGUGCGGUAGUCAUCUUCAGAGUCAAAGUGAGUUGUAUCACGUCAGUUGAUGGUAUUAUACUCUGGUUAUUGAUCUGAUUGGUCAAUUAUGUCGCGAUGUUAUUGGUCUUCUGUCAGUUAAGCCGUGAUGUUAUUGGCUAUGAAGACUCGUAAUCAGUGAUUGGUGCGUUUCGAUCCGUAUAUUGUCACGGUUAAACAGUCGUCUAUUGUUAGUCAAAUUGUCAGUUCUCCAAUAUUCGCCUCACAGAAGCUGGAACUUUUGUCUCGCUCGAUUUGCUAAUAAGGCAACAAAGUUACGAUUGUUAACAGACACGUAAUCUGUAGUACCACUAUUUUUAACAAUGCAGCAAAACCAUUAAUGUCUGUGAAGUUUUUGGUCAAUGGUACACACACCACAAGUCACAAGUACCGUUUUGGGGAAAACCUUACCGUUGACUGUCAAGUUGUUGGGUUGCCUCUGCCAACUGUAACUUGGAGUCAUGGGCAGCAACUGAUUACACCAUCAGCAAGAAGAAAGGUAGGUCUUCGUAUGACUGAUGGAAUUUUCUUCUUAAACGAACACGAAGACAUAUCAUAAAGAGGACCAAUCUUAAGGAUCAUUUAGAAUUCCGUUCACUCGAGCGUGUAACAGUUCUUCGUUUUUUCGGCAUUUUCUAUGUCGAUUCUAUGAGAAGAUCAAUUCCUAAUCUGGUCCCUGCCAUUAAUGAGUCAUCUUAGCAACUCGACUCUAUUGUGCAGACAACUCUCUAAAAUGUGUUACACCAGAAAGUGAGGAGAAUGAAAAAUGCUGGAAAAAAUGCGACGGUAUUCAUCCUGCCACUACGACUUGCUUAAUUCACAAGCCCAUGUUUUCCUCUUGUUUGCCCUCAGUUCCUUAGCAGAUAACACCACAAGACCAAUACCUUAUAAUGCGGCCCUAUUCCCGGCUAACGAACUCUGUCAUGCCCAAUUAUGACAUACAUAAUUUCUCUGUUGGUUUGUAUUUCAGGUAAUCCUUGGACCACUCCCCAAUGCUCCUGCGUUUUUGAAAGGCGCAGCUGUACAGCUACAACUUCACAUCAAAGGAAUUCAGAAAGCAGACUCUGGAGUUUACAGUUGCAAGGCUGCAAACCGUCACGGCGUUACCAUCAAAACCAUCACACUGAGUGUCUAGCGGAACCGACAUAACGAUCAACAACAGAGAAUUAUUACAAUGAGUACAGUAUGAUUCUCGGUGGCGCAAUACGAGUUUUAUUUACACUUCCUUAGAAGGAUUUUCUUAUAACAAACUUUAAAGAACAGUGUUACUCGAAAGUUAAGUGCUAGAAAAACAUAAUGGAAAGACUAGGCAUUUGAAUAGAGGACAUAAAAUGAAACUUUUAGUUUGAAAAACGUCUGAUG
Molecule: messenger RNA, 12301 nt
Organism: Porites evermanni
Lineage: Eukaryota; Metazoa; Cnidaria; Anthozoa; Scleractinia; Poritidae
Source: the annotation of a GenBank genome assembly